Messenger RNA from Brugia malayi, 1014 nucleotides. RefSeq names its product LOC443688 protein, putative (gene Bma-cyl-1.1). The record is from RefSeq and is a predicted model, not a curated record. Gene Ontology annotation, biological process: regulation of transcription by RNA polymerase II. NCBI's taxonomy places the organism in Eukaryota, Metazoa, Nematoda, Chromadorea, Rhabditida, Onchocercidae. Gene Ontology annotation, cellular component: nucleus. Bases 1 to 1014 code for a protein of 337 amino acids. The transcript has 7 exons. Gene Ontology annotation, molecular function: cyclin-dependent protein serine/threonine kinase regulator activity.
AUGCUUCUGGAUCGAAGCUACGUAGAUUUGAAGAAUCAAGUGAUAAAAGCGGAAAGAAAGCUGUUAAAUGCGCUUGGUUUUGUAGUACACGUCAAUCAUCCACAUAAGCUUAUAUAUGCAUAUCUUCAUGCGCUAGGCGCUACUGGCAAUCACGAACUCAUGCAAAAAGCAUGGAGUUAUAUGAAUGAUGGGUUACGCACAGAUAUAUUUCUCAGGUAUCGGCCGGAAACAAUUGCAUGCUCUUGCAUUCAUCUUGCAGCAAGAACUAUAUCGGAACCCUUGCCGCUUCCGCACGAACCCUUCCCUUGGUUUGAAGCAUUUGAUGCAAGUGAUAGGGAUGUACAGACGAUCUCAGUUUUGCUUCUGCAGGUUUAUGCUCGAAUACGAGCGCCAAACUGGACAAGGUUGAAUGAUACACUGAACAAGCUACGAAUCGGUCUGAGUAACGCAUUUGCAAAGGCUCAACAGACGGAGAACGUAGCAAAUAAAGAAGUCGAACGAGCGAAAGCCAUUUUGGAGAAAAGACGUCGCGAAAUCGCCAGCAAAGCUGCUGAAAUGGAGCGACAAAAUGGUGCUAAAAGUAAAGCUAGAGAAGGUAGUGGAAAGGAAAAAGAAGUUCAGCGUGAUAGGGAAAAAGAAAAUGAUCACUACAAUGCUAAGCAGACAUCGUCUUCAGCCUCACGUUCACGCUCAAGAUCACCAAUCGAACCCAAGAAAUUUCGCUCCUCACCUAUAUAUUAUCACCAUCGGGCUGAAUCAACGGAACAUGAUCGAUCAUCAAAGCGUAACCAUCAUCAUUCAAGACAUCAGAGAGAUGAAAGACGACGAGCAAGAGAAGAACGGCGAGCGGAAAAAGAUCGACGUCAUCGGACCAGAAGUCGAGAUGGUCGACGUAAAGUUACUGAAAAGGACAGAGUGAGCAAUCAGCGUGAACGUGAAAAAGAUGUUUAUUUGGCCCUAGGGAAGAGAAGACGGAGUAGUGAAAGCCCUUCGCCUGUUAAAGUGCGGCGUUAG